AUGAAUAUAUCUAUCGAAAAAAAAAGAAUGGAUUGCUCUGCUUUGCCAAAAGGAUGGCAAAGAGAAGAAGUCAUAAGAAAAAGCGGACUAUCCGCUGGAAAAGUUGACGUUUAUUAUUACAGCCCAACAGGUAAAAAGUUUCGCAGUAAAGCAGAGCUAGUUCGUUAUCUGGGUGAUAGUAUGGACCUAUCAUGUUUCGACUUUCAGCAGGGUCAAAUUAACACCAUGCUGCUGUGCAAGGCCAAGAAAGCUCGUGCGCAGUUUGAUUACAGGGGUGUACGAUCUGAUGCCUCGUUAGUUCCUCCUAUACGACAAACAGCUUCAAUUUUCAAGCAACCAGUUACUGUCUACAAAACUCAAGAAAGUAAAGUUAAAACAGAUUUAAAGCAUGGUAACCAAGAGAAACCUAAGCAACUAUUUUGGGAAAAAAGACUUGAGGGUUUGACUGCUUGUGAUGCAAAUGGUGUUAUUGGAACCACUACAUUACCUCGCUAUAUAAAACCUUUGGGACCCUACACAUCAGAUGCUACAACUAUCCAAUCUCUUGCUACAGCAUUGCAUGUUUCGUCUCAACCUAUAACAGGGCAGACUGGAUCAAAACAAACUAUUAUCGAAAACCCAGGUGUUUUUUUAAAUCCUGAGCAGCCAUUGAUUGCAGCUGUGACAAUAACAAAAGAGGAUGUAAAGAGGCAAGAAGAAAGGGUGAAACGGGCUCGCUUGAGGCUUAAAGAGGCUUUAGUGACUGUAUAG
Molecule: messenger RNA, 750 nt
Organism: Pieris macdunnoughi
Lineage: Eukaryota; Metazoa; Arthropoda; Insecta; Lepidoptera; Pieridae
Source: the annotation of a GenBank genome assembly